Messenger RNA from Cucurbita maxima (winter squash), 1899 nucleotides. Its product is annotated as probable receptor-like protein kinase At1g80640. Gene Ontology annotation, molecular function: ATP binding; protein kinase activity. The coding region runs from base 72 to 1571 and encodes 499 amino acids. The record is from RefSeq and is a predicted model, not a curated record. Lineage: Eukaryota; Viridiplantae; Streptophyta; Magnoliopsida; Cucurbitales; Cucurbitaceae. Gene Ontology annotation, biological process: protein phosphorylation. The transcript has 10 exons.
AAUGGAAUCUCACACAGAAAGAGGCAGAGAAAAAUGGGAUUUAAAAACCCUUUUCCCCAUUAACUGCCCACAUGAUUGGCUAUGCAGCAGCAGCAGCAGCAGCAGCAGCAGCAGCGCAAGGGAAGCCCCACUGUGGUUGUGUGCGCGCUUCAGCAUCUCCAAUUCUUGACAAACACCACAACACGACACCCAUCUCUCUCUUUCUUUUAUAUCUUCAUCUCAUCCUAAUCCCGAAAGCGAAUACUCCGAUAAUGAACCUUCUUCUUCUUCUUCUUCUUCUUCUUCUUCGAUUUUGCUCUGUUUUUGUGGGUUCCUCUGCUCCGUUGCCGUCACUGCUUCCUCCAUUUUCCGAUUCAAUGGCUGCUGCUGCUUCUUCUCCAGAGAUUUCCACGGGAAUGUUGAAUCAAAGAAGCGAAACCCACAAGAGAAUCGUGAUUGUUCUUAUCGUUUGUGCUUCAUUCGGUACAGUCUCUGUGAUUUCACUCAUUUUGUGGGUUUAUUACAGAAGGAACUCCACGAACAUCCAUAAACGAAACACUCGUAGCCCAGAUGCCGAAAAGGGUUUCGUUGGAUUAGCACCAUUCUUGCGCAAAUUCAGCUCAAACAAGAUGGUGGGUCACAAUAAAUUCUCUGUUCCACUCAUUGAUUACGAGGUUGUGGAAAAAGCCACCAACAUUUUCCAGGAAAGUAACAUUCUGGGCGAGGGUGGGUUCGGACGGGUUUACAAGGCUCAAUUAGAACAGAAUCUACACGUUGCAGUGAAGAAACUUGAAUGUUUCGAUAAGGAUUCAGAGAAAGAAUUCGAGAAUGAAGUGGAGAUAUUGAGCAAAACCCAUCACUCGAAUAUCAUCCAGCUACUGGGUUACACGAUUCAUGAAGAAUCAAGGCUUCUUGUAUACGAAUUAAUGGAGAAUGGAUCACUUGAAACACUGUUACAUGGGCCUUCGCAUGGAGAGGGAUUAACAUGGCAUAUGCGCAUGAAGAUUGCUCUGGAUUCAGCGAGAGGGUUAGAAUAUCUGCAUGAACACUGCAAGCCUGCAAUAAUACAUAGAGAUCUGAAAUCCUCCAAUAUUCUUUUGGAUGCGAACUUCAAUGCGAAGCUUUCUGAUUUUGGGUUGUCUGUGAUUGUUGGAGCACAAAACAAGAACGAGAUCAAGCUUUCUGGGACGAUGGGUUAUGUUGCUCCCGAAUAUCUUUUAGAUGGCAAAUUGACGGAUAAGAGCGAUGUCUAUGCGUUUGGUGUUGUGCUUUUGGAGCUACUUUUAGGGAAAAGGCCUGUUGAGAAACUGGCACCAACUCAAUGUCAAUCCAUUGUCACAUGGGCUAUGCCUCAUCUCACUGAUAGAUCAAAGCUGCCUGAUAUCGUUGACCCGGUGAUCAAGAACACAAUGGAUCCGAAACACUUAUUUCAGGUUGCUGCUGUGGCCGUGCUGUGCGUGCAACCUGAACCGAGCUAUCGUCCUCUAAUAACAGAUGUUUUGCACUCUCUUAUUCCUCUUGUUCCUGUUGAGCUUGGAGGAACACUCAGAUCAUCAACACAACAACAACAAGCAUCUGUGGCUGAAGAUUAGCUAAGAAGAAAAAGUGAGAAAGAGAAUCACUUCAUGAUAUGCGGAUUCUUCAAUGCACAAAUGUAUGAUUUUUCCAAUCAUAUUUGUUCUUAUUUCUGCAAAUAUGGUUGCCUGCCCAUGGUGCCUGGUUCAAAUUCUUGUGAAGAAUGGUAGAAUGUUAUGCUACAUAAUUUUUUUAUCCUCCACAGAACAAUAAAAAGAUGCAUAAUUUUGGGGCAAAAAGGUGCAUUUUUAGAACUCUUCUGUACAUAUGAUCAUCGAGCCACUCAUAAGAUGCUAUGCUACAUUAAAGAAAUGGAAAGCCAAAAAAAGGCAAUAAGAUUUUCCU